GCCAGUACGUCACUUCCUGUUGCCACCUGUAAGAUGGCGUCCCUCAGUAGGCGGCUUGUCUGGAAUGUCUCUCGCCUUCUUAGGCCAAUUUUCCCAAUUGUCUAUAGGAGAUCCUUUGCAGACCUUUUUAAAGGUUCAUGGCGUCAAGUGCUUCCUGUUGGCUUAGGGACAAGUCUCUGUGCUAUUCCUGUGGGGCAGAGGUCGGAGCCAGCACUAUCAAAUGAAUCCCUAAUAAAAAGGGCCGUCUCUCUGGUAACAGACAGUACCCAGACUUAUCUGUCUCAGACUACAUAUGCACUUAUUGAAUCUUUUACAGAAUAUACCAAGGCUGUGUAUACACUUAUCUCAUUGCAGCAAAAAUAUACUUCUCUCUUGAAUAAAAUAAACUCUAGUGAAGAAAAUGCCAUCUGGCAGGUGAUCAUUGGGGCGCGUGUGCAGAUAAAGAAGCUGCAGGAAGAAUAUUUGAAAUACGAGGCCAACUGGACACGGGCUGUGCGCAUCUCUGAGAUGGCAGCAGAAGCGGCUUACCAAGCUGGUGCUGAUCAAGCUUCUGUGACAGUGCGAAAUCACAUCCAGCUGGUCCAGACACAAAUACAAGAGAUACGUGAACUUGCUCUUAAGGCAGAAGCCCUACUAACUACCAUUCAGUCGGAAGAAAUCAAGAAAGCACUUACAGAAGACACAAACAAUCCUCCUGGCGGUGGCAGCCCAAGAAGCAGCUUGUCAGACGAAGAAGUCCCAGAAGCUUACUUGCGAGAAGACUGAAUAAUUUUUUUCUUUAGUGUUUUCUCUUACUAACCUUUUCACUUGGAGCAAUCAGCAGUGCAAUGUGUUACUGCCUGUACUGCUGGGCAUGGUACAGAACCAAUGUUGGAGGUUAUAGGUGAAUGGAAGGCAGGUAAAAUACUUUAAAGAGAAACUCCCUCCAUAUAUAAAACACAACCCCUGGACGUGAAAAUGUU
Nanorana parkeri is the source of this 962-nucleotide messenger RNA. It is a transcript of the gene DIABLO, whose product is annotated as diablo IAP-binding mitochondrial protein. The transcript has 6 exons. NCBI's taxonomy places the organism in Eukaryota, Metazoa, Chordata, Amphibia, Anura, Dicroglossidae. Gene Ontology annotation, biological process: neuron apoptotic process; intrinsic apoptotic signaling pathway in response to oxidative stress. The coding region runs from base 34 to 765 and encodes 243 amino acids. The record is from RefSeq and is a predicted model, not a curated record. Gene Ontology annotation, cellular component: mitochondrion.